Molecule: messenger RNA, 3085 nt
Organism: Nicotiana tabacum (common tobacco)
Lineage: Eukaryota; Viridiplantae; Streptophyta; Magnoliopsida; Solanales; Solanaceae
Product: putative serine/threonine-protein kinase At1g54610
Biological process (GO): positive regulation of transcription elongation by RNA polymerase II; protein phosphorylation
Cellular component (GO): nucleus; cyclin-dependent protein kinase holoenzyme complex
Molecular function (GO): ATP binding; RNA polymerase II CTD heptapeptide repeat kinase activity
Source: RefSeq, a predicted model, not a curated record
ACACACACACUGGGUACUGUGAAGUGUAUUUAUUAAAAAAGCUGCUCUUCGGCGGUCAGAAUAUAUAAGUAUAUAAAAUCCACCUAACAGUUUUUUGUGUAAAACACCCUUUUCCAAAAUUAAUCUCUUUUUAUCUCUCUUUUCUGUAUCCCCUUCCUGAGACUCAAUCCAUCCGUGCCCUAGAUCCACAACCAUGCUUUCUCCUCCACCCACUUUCUGUACUACUCUCACUUCAACAUUCGUUUCUAGCUCUUCUCUUUUGAACCUAUUGGCACAAUUUUAGUGGCUGUACAUUUUGUACUCUGUGUAUAUUACCUGUUUUCUUGGUUUUCCUUUGGUUCUUUGAAUGACUGGUUAUGUAUGAGUCUAAUGUUCUUGUUUAAAGCUGCUUGUUUUUAUUUUGACAAGUGAUUGUAUUAACUGAGAAGUAGUGUUUUCUUGAAAUGAAGAGGUUUAUUGGCUAAAAAAUUUGAUUUUGGGAGGUGGGGUUGCUCUGUAGUAAUUGGAAAGUGUGUGAUCUUGAUAUUGAAGAGGAUUUUAUUGGCAAAAAGAUUUGAUUUUGGGAGGUGGGGUUGCUUUAAUUUUGCUAAGUGGUUGGUCCCUAGUAAUUGGAACGCGAGUUUUGUUGAAAAUGAGGAGGUUUAUUAGUGAAAAGAUGUGAUUUUGGGAGGUGGGGUUGAAGUGUUUGGUGCUUUUUAGUGUGAUAUUUGGGAUGGGGUGUGUUUGUGGUAAGCCCUCUGCCAUUGAAGACAGUAGAGAUAGUCCAAGGGACAGGUUGUCAAGUAAAAAUGCUGCAACUUUGAGAGGGCCAAGGGCUGGUUCAUCAAGAAGGGAGGACGCAGCUUAUAGGGUUAAAGAUCGCUUGGAUAGCAUUGAUGGGAAGGCAAUGCUGAUUGAUAAACAAGUAAAUGGUUCUGUAAGAUUGCAGGGUGAUAAUUAUGAGAGGAAAAGGGAGAAGCAAGAGUUUAUUGUUGCUACACAUCAUCCUGGAAUUGGGAUAUUACCUAAAGGGAGUGAAGGGGAACAGGUUGCUGCUGGAUGGCCACCUUGGCUUGCUGCUGUUGCUGGUGAAGCUAUCAGAGGAUGGGUGCCGAGGCGAGCUGAUUCUUUUGAGAAGUUGGAUAAAAUUGGUCAGGGCACCUACAGCAAUGUUUACCGUGCUCGUGAUCUUGAUCAAGGGAAGAUCGUCGCUUUGAAGAAAGUGAGAUUUGAUAACCUAGAACCUGAGAGUGUUCGGUUCAUGGCGAGGGAGAUUCACAUACUACGGAGGCUUGAUCAUCCAAACAUAAUAAAAUUAGAAGGUUUAGUUACUUCUAGGAUGUCUUGCAGCCUAUACCUUGUAUUUGAGUACAUGGAGCAUGAUUUGGCAGGGCUAGCGUCACACCCUGGUCUUAAGUUUACUGAGUCACAGGUCAAAUGUUACAUGCAGCAACUUUUACGUGGACUUGAUCAUUGUCACAGUCGUGGUGUUCUACAUCGUGAUAUAAAAGGCUCCAACCUUUUAAUUGACAAUAAUGGCAUAUUGAAGAUUGCUGAUUUUGGUCUUGCUAGCUUUUUCGAUCCGCAUCAAAGCCAGCCUCUCACUAGCCGUGUAGUGACUCUCUGGUAUCGGCCUCCUGAACUGCUACUCGGUGCUACUUACUAUGGGACUGCUGUGGAUUUGUGGAGCACUGGUUGCAUACUUGCGGAACUUUAUGCUGGCAAGCCGAUAAUGCCUGGGAGAACAGAGGUUGAGCAGCUUCAUAAGAUCUUCAAACUGUGUGGAUCACCUUCUGAGGAGUACUGGAGGAAAUCGAGGUUGCCCCAUGCAACAAUCUUCAAGCCCCAACAACCUUAUCGGCGUUGUGUUGCGGAAACAUUUAAAGAGUUUCCUGCACCAGCACUAGCACUCAUAGAAACCUUACUUUCCAUAGAUCCUGCCGAUCGUGGGUCAUCAGCCUCUGCCUUGAAGAGUGAGUUCUUUACAACAAAGCCGCUCCCUUGUGAUCCUUUGAGCUUGCCAAAAUAUCCUCCGAGCAAGGAAUUUGAUGCUAAAGUGCGGGAUGAAGAAGCUCGAAGGCAAGCGGCAGCUGGAAACAAGGGUCCCAGAUAUGACCUAGAAAGGAGAGGAACAAGAGAAUCGCGUGCAGUCCCUGCACCCGAAGCCAAUGCUGAAUUAGUUUCGUCUAUGCAGAAAAGGCAAGGUCAAUCCAAUUCAAAAAGCAGAAGUGAGAUGUUCAACUCUCAUCAGGAAGAAGUUGCAUCUGGUUUUCCAAUUGAUCCCCCUCGACCAUCUCAGGUUGUGGAAGAAGCAAGCAAUGAUCCUCAGGCGCAGCUGCAUAAGCGAGGUUCACAUUCCGGGCCAUUGGCUCACCGAGCUGCCUGGGCAAAAGCUGGAAAGAAUAUGGAAGAUGCCCCGAAACUCUCUGUUGCGGAUUUGUCAGCUAUGUCCGGUCUAGUCGCUGCAAGGAGAAGCAUGUUCUCUGAAGACCGGCCAGACAAGUCUGGUCCACAUAAACAAGAGGCUCCUAAACUUAUAGCCAGGUUUCCUGGAUCAUUCAAAGAGGUUUCACAUUCCGCGAUGAAACAAGAGCAGAAAACUCAUUCACUUGCGAGCUCACAUCAAAAUGAGGACGGUAGAACUAGCAACAAUGAUCCUGUUCUUCUGGGAUAUGGAUCAAAAGGCAACAAAAUUCACUAUUCUGGGCCACUACUAGUUCCAUCAGGCAAAAUGGAUCAGAUGUUGAAAGAUCACGAUCGCCAUGUCCAAGAAGCUGUAAGACGGGCACGCUUGGACAAGGCAAAAGCUAAGAAAAUUCAGAUUGAAGGGAACCAAUUAUCAGCCAAUUCAUUAUUUGUUUCUGGCCGUUGACUUUCUACUGCAAGCGAAGCGGCUAAGAACAGCGAAAAAAGAGAAGCGACUAUAGAAAAUCAUAGUUAGUAGUACUUAUUAUCUUGUAAAAUGAGUUAAUUUGAAAAGGGUGAGGGGAAUUUGUAUAGAGGUUGUUUAAGGAUAGCAUGGGGCGGUUUUUAGCCAUUUGUAGAAGAAUUUAUUAGGAAAAUCUCAUGUUCUUCUGCUAUUAAAAUAUCUUACUCUUUCUAGACA